AUUGUUUUUGGGUCAAUGUGGUGUGUCUCGUUGUUGUGUGUUGUUCUGAGCUGUUCCUUUUUUCGGGGGUCGGGUUAGAAAACGCGGGAAUUUUAGAGGCGGCGUGGAGAGGCUGCCGGGGCUUUUCGUUUAUUGAUUUGAGAAGCGAUUAGUGGGAUGAAUUCUUAGGUUAUGAAGAUGACUACUGUCGUGAUGGUUGACUUGGUUUGAUGUUUCCAUUCUUUAUCUGUAGGUGUUCUGAACUGGUGGUAAGAUCUGCUCGAAAUUACGCAAAUCAAGUGAUUUGUCUGAUGGCUGAUCCGCAGGGCUUGGAAGGGAAUCAACCAGUUGAUCCCGCCAAGCACCCUUCUGGAAUCGUUCCGACUCUCCAGAACAUUGUUUCAACAGUCAAUCUGGACUGUAAAUUGGAUCUGAAAGCUAUUGCGCUGCAAGCUCGAAAUGCUGAAUAUAAUCCUAAACGUUUUGCUGCUGUGAUUAUGCGGAUUAGGGAACCAAAAACAACAGCUCUUAUUUUUGCAUCUGGAAAGAUGGUGUGCACAGGAGCCAAGAGUGAACAACAGUCAAAAUUAGCUGCUCGGAAAUAUGCUAGAAUCAUUCAGAAGCUUGGUUUCCCAGCUAAGUUCAAGGACUUUAAAAUUCAAAAUAUUGUUGGUUCCUGCGACGUCAAAUUUCCCAUACGUCUCGAGGGUCUUGCAUAUGCUCAUGGUGCCUUUUCGAGUUAUGAGCCCGAACUCUUCCCUGGUUUAAUAUACCGAAUGAAACAGCCCAAGAUAGUUUUGCUGAUUUUUGUUUCUGGAAAGAUUGUACUUACAGGCGCAAAGGUUAGAGACGAGACGUACACUGCCUUUGAGAACAUAUACCCUGUGCUGACGGAAUUUCGCAAGGUCCAGCAAUGAUACGUCGAAUGGGCAAUGAAAAUUGGAAAGAAGAAUGCUGGGACAAAGAACUGCCUCUGCUGGUGUAAAUACCCAUGGCAAUUUGCGGUGGUGGGAUCAAAUACUGGUGGCUGAAGAAAAUUCCUCCAUUGUAUUUCAAUCACUAUCAAAUGUGUAUUAACAGAUGAUGGAGAGUUGCUAAUAAAACUGUAGUGUUUGGGACCUUUAAUUAUACAGACAGUCAGCAAUAUAUGCAAACGAUUUUGAUCUGAA
Andrographis paniculata is the source of this 1148-nucleotide messenger RNA. RefSeq names its product TATA-box-binding protein. NCBI's taxonomy places the organism in Eukaryota, Viridiplantae, Streptophyta, Magnoliopsida, Lamiales, Acanthaceae. Gene Ontology annotation, molecular function: DNA binding; RNA polymerase II general transcription initiation factor activity. Gene Ontology annotation, biological process: DNA-templated transcription initiation. The record is from RefSeq and is a predicted model, not a curated record. The coding region runs from base 210 to 896 and encodes 228 amino acids. The transcript is spliced from 9 exons.